Molecule: messenger RNA, 3523 nt
Organism: Frankliniella occidentalis (western flower thrips)
Lineage: Eukaryota; Metazoa; Arthropoda; Insecta; Thysanoptera; Thripidae
Exons: 3
Coding region: 2728-3315 (195 amino acids)
Source: RefSeq, a predicted model, not a curated record
GGGAGCUUUGAUCGCCGGCGUGCUCUCCACUUUCCGCCAGUUAUAGACCGCGAGUUACUACUACUGCUAGACCGCGCCGGCCGCAUCCCCGCGUGCGCACUCAGAGAAAUGAAAAGAGUGUAAAGAACCAGCCUGCGGUUCGUUCGGGGACCGCCGUUAAAUGCGAGCGGUUGAUGCAACAUUUAUGGGAGGAAAACCGAAAUUGUGAUUCAAUCCACCACUAUAGGUGUAUUGCAUCAACCAUAUCAGCCACCUGGUAGGCCUAUGCGGAAAGCGCAUUCUUGACCUCGUUUGCCCGAAUGUCACCUCUUUCAUUUAUGCCACUCCUCUUUCCGAUGCUGGUAAGCAGUUUACUCUUAAUUCUUGCACUGAAAAAAAAGAAUCAUUGUUCCAACGACCGUCGUGUUCUUGCGGCCGGGUUGUUGGUCGAAUGACACGAUGUUGCUAACCCUACGACAACCGGUAGUUGUGCCACCGACCAUGUCGUUGAGCCAGCAACCAUGGUCGUUGGAAUAGCAUCAUAUGUUUCUGAAGCCAUUCCAAGAACAAAAUGUUGUUGGAGGUACAACUCAUGUCGUUGGUACAAUGAUUCUUUUUUUUGAGUGUGGACACCGAAACAAAUGGCGCAAGUCGUGCCAAUUUCCUCCUCAAGGGGGUUGUUAAAAGGGAUGAGCCGACGGAAUAAUAGAGGAGAGAGGAAACAAUCGUAGGGAUACCGGAUUAGUACCGUCAAGUUCGCGAUAAAGAGGAACAAGAACCCCUGCGAUGCCAUCGGAGCAUGGGAGCAAGGCGGGGCGGGGAGGGGUAGGGGGAUGACUAUGACUAUAUAGCGAGCGGAAGGGAAGGCUCUCCUUCUCCUGCUGGAGCUUGAGAGCAGCACUCCUUCAUGGCUGGAGCAGGGGCGCAGGCUGGCAAGAGCUAAUUCCACACUAACAACCAAGGGAGGGAAAUAGACCAGAAAGACAGACAGACAGACAGACAGACAGACAGACAGACAGACAGACAGACAGACAGACAGACAGACAGACAGACAGACAGACAGGCAGGGAGGCAGGGAGGCAGAGAGGCAGACAGAGUACUUGUAGGCGAGAGCUCUUCAGCAUGGCCCGGCUGGAAUCAUCUUGAUUAUCAGUAGAAGAGGGGGGAAGUAGUGAGGCGGGUGGCGACGGGGGACAAGGGCGGGACGGAGCCUUUGUCAUCCCCGACAAUGGGAAACAAGACGGGGGACGUCCUCGUCCUUCAACGCGGGGCAUUGACGAGACAGACAGAUGAUUGUUAUGGUGGCUGCGCUGCACAGAGCACACUGCAGGCGUCGCGACGUCGCGCCCGAAUCGCCCGAAUAAAAAACAUCACAAAGCUGUGCGGCGCGCGCGCUUAGGAAACCAUACGUUAUCCGUCAGCGAUCGCCGUCAAUAUUUCAGUCGUUUUGGAACUGUCCUCUCGCUGUCAGUGAGUGCGGAUGGGUUGCGAACAGAGAGAGGGGGGGGGACGCUAUCACGCCCUCUCUCUGCUACGUGCAAAACUUUCGUUUCUCUUUGUUGAAGUGUCUAAUCAGACCGCAAUCGAUGAGUUUAAUCAAUUCUCCCGCAGAGCCCGGUCAGCAGUUGUUGCAGUCCCUGCCAAACUAAUCAGGAAGUGAGAAAGUUGCGUCGAGCCGCCGCCUCUCUCGAGCAGAGUUUCACGUGGCGGGGCACAGCGCGCGGCGCGGGGUGGCGUGGAGCAGGGUCAUUCCCGACCUAAAUGUUGGAUGCGGCAAAAGAACAGCAGCUGAGACUGAGUUAAGGCGAAAUUGCGCCGUUUCUGAGAGAUUUGCGCAGCUCCACCAGGCAGCGGCAACCCUUGGGCCCUGGCCCCCCCUCACCCUCCGGAGGUCUGGCCGGAGCAGGCCUGAAGGCAAAAUGCGGCGGCGUCACUCUACAAGGCCGGAAAGCAUUUCCGAUGACACAAAAAUUAGCAUUAUUCAUUCAUAACGGAGGGUGAAUAAUGAAAAAAAGUCGAUUGAAAGACUCGCAAAGGCUGUUAAAAUAUUAGCAAUAGGGGCAUGGUGGUGUUAGGUUGGAAAGGGUGGGUUGGGGAGGGGAGGGGCCAUGGGCCAUGGGCCAUAUCGGAGGCGUUCUCUACCAGAUAACGCUCCAGCGCGGUUCCAAAGGCUCCGGCCCGGCUGGGCUGCGCCGAUCAGACGGGGAUGCCGGAUUUAUCUCCGCCGUGCCCCUCCCCGCCCCGCCCCGCCCCACCCGAUCCGGCCCACCCCAUACCGCUGCAGAUAGCGGCAUCGGCCGCGCCGCUCCGCGGAUUUCAAUCCGGCCGAGCCGAGCCUCUGGUGUACUGGAAUAUGAAGGUGCACGUGGAAGGGAGAGAAGGCACGCUCCAGGCUGCAGGGGGGAGAGAUGGUUAAGACGUGUUCGUAUCGCCCGUACCGAGACAAGAUCCCGGACAAGAUCCAUCUAAGGCACGAAAAAAAGUGGACAUGCCAUCAAUUUGCAAAUUGAGCGCAGUGUUGUAGGCCAGCGAAGGGCGACUGACCGCCAAAGUGCAAUUACUAAAACAGCAGGGGCUGAUCAUGGUGCUGCUCCGAUUUUUUUUUUGGCUAGCGCAUAUACUGAUGUGAAUCAAAACCAAAACUUUAACAGUGUUCGCUUGAAUAAAAGUGCCAUAGCUAAUUUUUUAGACCGUGAUCGUUUUUAUCUUUUAUUCAGAGUAUCCCGCCGUGACCACGACCCAGCCAGUAUGGAGGAGGACGACCCACCGCCCGUCGUCCACGCCGUGCCGGUGGCCCCGGCCACCCCCGUCGCCACCGUCGCCCCCGCAGACGCCGCCCCCAGCGCCCCCACGCCCGUCAGCAUGUCCACGGAGCCGCGGUCGUCGGAGCGCGGCGCCAAGCGGGGCAAGCCGCCCUUUCGCCUGUGCUUCACCGUGCCCGGCGUGGGCGGCAGGUCCGCACUGCCGCCCGCAUGCCUCAACGCCGCGCCAGUCGGUGCCGUGACUGGUAAGUUCUACUCGCGCGAGGAGGAGAAGGUGAGGGUCGAGCUGCAGAGGAUGCUGGACGAGCAGCAGGCUGCGGGCGGCGAGCCGGCGGGGCAGCGGCGCGGCGUGGGCGUGCUGGAGAGCUGCAGGUACGGGGAAUACCCGCGGCCGCUGGUGACGCCCAGGAUCGGGGACCGACGCCUCCACUUCGCGUACCGGACGUCCGAGAUGGUCAAGGUGCAGUGCGCCAUCGCUCGGGCGGCGGCGCUGGCCCCCGGGGCCGGGGGUGGCGGCCACGGCCCGCACCGCAGGGCCACCGCGCCCGCACCAGCGGCGCCCGCGCCCAGCUGAGGCAGCUCCAAGAGACCCCCUCGUCUCGCCUUGCCCCACACCGAAUUAAUUUUUAAUUUAUAUCCUGCGAAAUUAUCUGAAAACUGACUGCACAACACGAGAAACUGCAGGACGUGUUUCACUGAUACUGUACGGUACAUGUGUGUAAUGUUUGCUCUGAAACGGCGCCCUCAUUAUUUUACGUUAUUUUUGUUUUUGAGGAGGGGAG